Messenger RNA from Filobasidium floriforme, 954 nucleotides. RefSeq lists its product as uncharacterized. The transcript has 5 exons. Gene Ontology annotation, cellular component: mediator complex; core mediator complex. The coding region runs from base 30 to 908 and encodes 292 amino acids. Gene Ontology annotation, molecular function: transcription coregulator activity. The record is from RefSeq and is a predicted model, not a curated record. NCBI's taxonomy places the organism in Eukaryota, Fungi, Basidiomycota, Tremellomycetes, Filobasidiales, Filobasidiaceae. Gene Ontology annotation, biological process: regulation of transcription by RNA polymerase II.
UGCAGCUAUUUUAUCGUGAGAUCGAUGCCAUGGAAGAACAGCCAGAUCAGACCGAGCCGGCUGCCGCCCGGCAGGCCCAAACGCAGGUCAUGGUCAACCGGACCUACCCCGUACCUCCAUACUAUUACAAGGCGUUCACGGAUGCCGCUUGGAAAGCACACAAAGCCCAGCAAAAACAAGCUGCCGACCAGGAGCGAGGCCAAAUUUGGGAGAGCAGUGGAGCCGCUUCGAGGGCUGAGGGCGUCGAUGGCAAGUCCGUAGAGGAGGAGGAGCAGCCAUGGAAUCCUUUCGCUUCAGGGAACCAGGACGAUCUCUCCAGCCGAACUCGGGUCCUCUUUGAGCCACCCAGGGUGGACUGGAUGAUCGAGAGUGGUUAUUGGGAAGCUUUCGGAACUUCACACGCACUAGAUAUUCAACCUGCAAGCGAACAUCAGAUGAACCUCCCUCCAUUCCGACCCACGGACGUCGAACUGACGGAUCGACAAUACCUACACCUCCUCCUCAGGUCGCUUUUACAUACCAAACUCAAGCUGAUCGAAGCUCUUACCAAAACACUUCGGCCGGCCGACCAAUUCGCCGCAGAUACAGAAGAGUUCUGGAGAGAUACCGGCAAUAGAUGGAUGUCCGAAGGCGAGCCUUACGCCCGGCACAUGCAUUCCUUAGGACUCGCCAUGAUCCUGGUGACAAACAGUCUUCGUGACGCUCAAGCUCGAUUGACCAUGGAGUUGAUGCUCAAAGCCCAGAUCGAACGCCGAAGAGAACAGACGGUCGAGAUGAAAAGGAAAUGCGCGGAUCUCAAUCGGAGGCUGCAAGACCUGAGGUCGAUCAAGUCAACGGCAACGCAGCCAUCAUCGAUCAGCGACCCGCCAGAUGUGGAUAUGGACCACAAGAAUGAGUUGCGACAUUAGAGAACAGCAGCCAGAUACAUAACGACACCUGAUGAAUAACAUAACG